AAGCACCGGAAGCUGUCGGACCUCCAGAGCCGAAAGGUGAGGAGUUUCAUUACGCCACCCGGAAGCUAUGGAAAUUCGAAUAAUUUUUCUGGGACGGAUUUGCAGUGUGCACAAGUAGGCGCAUCGUCAUCCUGGUGUAUAAGAGCUGCUGGAGAGCUCCAUCACAUGUCAAUCUAGUCUCUCUCAUCUCGGUUCAACCUCCAGGCUGCUCCUCCUCCUCCUGCAGCGGGGCUCACCUUCGUAGCAUUCGACUUUUUGCUGGGGCUGCAGCAUUUGUGUGAGGGUAGCAGUGCUUGCUGUAGAUUUGCAGAGCCUAGUUGCAGCAGCAGCAGCCAGCGGAGUUGCGAAAUAAACCCAUUCCCAUCAUGAAGGUUGCUUUCGGUGAAGCUGAUGAGGUCUCCAGCCCGGACGCGCUCAAGGGCGCGUUGGCUGAGUUCAUCUCCCUGUUUCUGUUUGUGUUCAUCGGUGUGGGAUCGGUGAUGUCCUACGAGAAGAUCCAUGUGGGUGACUUGGAAGCGGGAGGUUUGCUCAUCAUCGCCAUCGCUCAUGGUUUGGCCAUUGCAAUCCUGGUCGCCGCGACGGCGAACAUCAGCGGAGGGCAUGUCAACCCUGCUGUGUCGCUGGGCCUCGCCCUUGCGGGCAAGAUCACCAUCAUCAGGCUUGUGCUCUACUGGAUUGCUCAGCUCUUGGGUGCCGUUGCAGGUGCCUGGGUGUUGAAAAUCGUGACAACCGGUGAAGACCUCGCCCGGCACGCAAUCGGAGCAGGCAUGACGACGUGGAGCGCAACACUGAUGGAGAUCGUGCUUACCUUCACUCUAGUGUUCGUGGUGUUCGCGACUGCUGUGGAUCCGAAGAAGGGAACCGUGGGAGUGAUCGCGCCUCUCGCAAUCGGCUUCACGGUGCUCGCUCAGAUCUUCGUCGGGGCGCCGUUCUCCGGCGCGUCGAUGAACCCAGGGCGCUCCUUCGGCCCCGCCGUGGUGGCCUGGGAUUUCACCAACCACUGGGUGUACUGGGUGGGGCCUUUCAUCGGCGCUGCCCUCGCGGCGCUCAUCUACGACGGCGUAUUCAUGUCCCCGGCUGCUCCUGAGGGCCACCAGCCCGUCCCCACCGAGUUCUAGACAUCCACAUUUCGUUGCUACGGCGACGCUGGUGUUGUUGUUUUCCUCCUUCUCCUUCUGGUCUCUCCACUCUCUCGCUUGUGGCAGUUUUGUCAGGAGAUUCUCAUAAACAAAUUACUUUACUCUGGAGAUGCGACGAUUUGUGAUAAUUUGUAUGAGUAGCAGCAGCUGCAGCAGCUUUUUUUUAUUUAUUUUUUUAUGUCCGGGUGCACGCCAAGUGCUCCUUCUGUAACAACCAAAACCAACGUUAUCAGUGUUCCAAUGUAUAUGUUAGUUAUCAAACUUUAAUUCCACAAACAUCUUCCUUACACUUUCUUUAA
This is a messenger RNA of Physcomitrium patens, 1438 nucleotides long. Its product is annotated as aquaporin TIP1-3. The record is from RefSeq and is a predicted model, not a curated record. Gene Ontology annotation, molecular function: water channel activity. Gene Ontology annotation, biological process: transmembrane transport; water transport. Gene Ontology annotation, cellular component: membrane. Lineage: Eukaryota; Viridiplantae; Streptophyta; Bryopsida; Funariales; Funariaceae.